Molecule: messenger RNA, 948 nt
Organism: Chaetomium globosum CBS 148.51
Lineage: Eukaryota; Fungi; Ascomycota; Sordariomycetes; Sordariales; Chaetomiaceae
Exons: 4
Coding region: 1-948 (315 amino acids)
Biological process (GO): mRNA 3'-end processing
Cellular component (GO): mRNA cleavage and polyadenylation specificity factor complex
Molecular function (GO): mRNA binding
Source: RefSeq, a predicted model, not a curated record
AUGUCGACCCGACAACCCUCUCGGGUUGUGUUCGUGGGGAAUAUUCCGUAUGGCUUAACGGAGGAGCAAAUCACAGAAAUCUUUAGUGGUGCAGGCAGAGUACUGAACUUCAGGCUUGUUUACGAUCGUGAAACUGGUCGACCCAAAGGGUUUGGAUUCGCUGAAUUCCCUGACUACGAUUCUGCGGCUUCAGCAGUCAGAAAUCUCAACGAUUACGAAAUCAUGGGUCGCAAGUUGCGCGUCGACUUUAGUAACGAGACGGUCAGCGAUGAGGACAAUCGCGACCGCGAUGGCGCAGCCGGCACCAGCGGUGGCAAUUACUCCAACCCCGCCACAGCCAACGGCAGCGGCGCCAAUGUCCCCUCCGCUUCGAUACAGGCCGCUGGCCCGGGUGGCGGCGGCGGCUCUUCUCUCCCGCCGCUCCCGCAGGGCAAGGACCUACCCCCCGGCGUCUCCUGCACCGAUGCCAUCUCGCGCACUUUGAACACGCUCCCCCCCGCCCAGCUCCUCGACAUCUUGCAGCAGAUGAAGACGCUGGCCACCAACGACCCAGCGCGCGCCACCGAGUUGCUCUCCCAGGCGCCCCAGCUCAGCUACGCCAUCUUCCAAGCCCUGCUGAUUAUGGGCCUGGUCUCGCCCGACGCCAUCAACUCGGUUCUCGAGCCCGGUGCCGGCCCCAUCAUGCCCCCCGCAGCCGGCCCGGCCGCCGCCACGGGCACGCCCCCCGUCGCCGCGCCUGGUGGCUACGCGCCGCCGCCUCUCGCCGCGCAGCCCCCCGCCAUGCCGGCUCCCGCCGCGGCUGCCCAGCCCCCCGCCGGCCAGGACCCGGAGGCGCUCAUGCGUGCCGUCAUGGAGCUGCCGCAGGAGACCAUCGACCAGCUGCCCGAGGCGGAGCGCCAGCAGAUCAUGGCGCUGCGCGCGAGCUACAGCGCGCAGACCCGUCGCUAA